Periconia digitata is the source of this 1105-nucleotide messenger RNA. Lineage: Eukaryota; Fungi; Ascomycota; Dothideomycetes; Pleosporales; Periconiaceae. The record is from the annotation of a GenBank genome assembly.
UCUCUUUUCACCACCACCACUCUGAUGGCCUGUCUUGUCCCAUCUUACUCCCCCCUAGUUUCUUUCAAGUCAUGGACCAAAGCUGGUAACACAUUACUACGCCAGUCCACCCGUCGUGUGUUACCAAUCAAUCUGUCAGCCCCCAGUUCACAAAGCCGAACUCUUUCACUUUUCGAUCCAUCCUCACCUCGGCCGAGCAUCAGUGCUCACAACCCAUCUGAGAUCAGAUUCUCUGCAGGUCAACCAGAAGAUCUGCCCACUCGACUUUUGGAGCUGUCCGCAUGGGAGCUCGGCCCAUCCAAAUCCGCCAUCACUCGGCAAUUUACAUUUCGCACAUUCAACGAUGCCUGGCGCUUCAUGAGCGUCGUGGCCGACGAGUGCAAAGCCAAACGACAUCAUCCAUCGUGGUCAAACCUCUAUAAUCAGGUUUCCAUUGAAUGGACCACCCACAAACCCCAAGGACUGAGCAUCAAAGAUGUUGACAUGGCCGCUUUCUGCGACCGCGCCGCUGACGAGAUAGGCCUCAAGAUGCCAUGAUCAACACUGGGAGGACCCCUAGGCGCCCCGCAUGGUGAUCACAUAGCAUGGUCGUGCCUACACCGCACAAUUACCCAAUCAUCUAACACUCAUUAUACAGACACGAGAAAUAUAUUACAAUCCGACGUGUCUGCGGCCAUGUAUCCUGAAUUAUCAACGUACAUGUUUCGGAGAUAAUGAGACGCGCAAACUCCGUGAAAUAGGUCUGUGUCCGCCCGUGUACCGACGCUUCCGCACCCAGCAUUCACCGUGCAACCGAAAUCUUGAUGCAGUGAACUUCCUGAAAUUGCCAUGGGAUUUGAUCGUGUGAGUCUUCAAGAACAACCUUGAUGCUCAGGCAUUCCGCAUUCUCCUCAAAUGGAUAGGUUACGACCGCGCAACACAGCAUACAUGCGAAUCUCGCGCUUCUGUCCGAAUCCGUGCAGUUGAUGGAUACCGGAACAUCGCACGAUCCGGUUUGUCAUGCAUUGGUCAUCCCGUCAGCAACCACCAAUCCUCCAACCAACAGCUCCAAAUGUCGCCCUCUCUCUCUCUUCGUUUACCUCACCUUUUCCACCACUCUCUUCCU